This is a messenger RNA of Dermacentor silvarum, 11778 nucleotides long. RefSeq names its product tetraspanin-4. The coding region runs from base 16 to 792 and encodes 258 amino acids. The record is from RefSeq and is a predicted model, not a curated record. NCBI's taxonomy places the organism in Eukaryota, Metazoa, Arthropoda, Arachnida, Ixodida, Ixodidae. Gene Ontology annotation, cellular component: membrane. The transcript has 8 exons.
CCCGCAGUCGGCGCCAUGGGCCGGACGGGCUACACGUGCGUCCGCCGCACGCUCUGCUGCUACAACCUGCUCUUCUGGAUACUGGGCUGCGGCGUGACCGGCGUGGGCGUGUGGCUGCACGUGGCGUACGGCGGCUACUCGACGCUGCUCCCCACGCACCGGGUGCUGAGCGCCGACGGGCUCUGCCUCAGCGCGGGCGCCAUCACCUUCCUCGUGGCCUUCCUCGGAUGCUGCGGGGCCUGGUUCCAAAGCCGGUGCAUGCUGGCCACGUACUUUGUGCUGGUGAUCCUCAUCUUCCUACUCGAAUUUGCCGCUGGAACUCUGGGCUUCAUCUACCGUCGCCAUAUUGGCCAGUCACUAAUGGAGGAACUGAAGGUGGGGAUCGAGCACAAGUACGACCCGAAUAGCGACAAUGGGCUUGCCGAGCUUUGGGACCAGAUCCACACAAAGUUUGAGUGUUGCGGCGUCCACAGCUACCGCGACUGGCACCGCAUUUCAGCGUGGCCCAACGAAGAGUGGGUGCCCCAGUCGUGCUGCCUGGAGGAGUUCGUGAACGGCACUGUGUGCGCCACUUCCAAGAACCCGCGUCUCAUCCACGAGGGGGGCUGCUACCGCAAGCUGCACCUGUGGAUUAUGAAGCGGCUCUACAUUGUGGGCAUUGUGUGCAUGAGCUUUGCCUUUGUCCAGCUGUUUGGCCUCAUCUCAGCCAUGCUGCUGCUCUGCACAAGUGCUGAGAAGAAGAAAAAGAAAAAAUACAACUCGAGAUACAUCCAGUAUGCAGCAAUGGUCUGAACCAGGCACACGUACACUCUGCAAAAUUGCUUGAGGAGGCAACACCAUAGGAAAAUGGUGUUUCAAGCCACUGCAACUGUUUGUGUUGAGUGAAAAUAAGAAUGCAGGCACGGUGAUCCCAUCGCUGGUCAGCAGUCUGCAUUGUCUUUUCAAGCGAGGAAGUGUCGCAGUCGUGUGUGGUCAGCAGUGACCACUGCCGUCUACUGUCACGGAGGGAGGUGAUUUGAUGGCUGUGUGCCCUUCACGCAGCAGAACUCUCAUUUUGUUGCAAAACUCGUAUCAGUUCGGGUUUCAGUGGUCCAUAUCCCCGGGUGGUACAGACGUCGCUCGGUUGUGGUGCCUGCCUUCUGUCGACGAUGUGCACUCAUUGUCGACUGUGAUGCAUCUGUGCGCAUAAUAAUUGAAGACGUUUCAUGUGCGGCCAUCACAGGGCCGCCUGCGACUUUUGUUUUGGGGUAGUUGUUGUUAAGGGGCUUGGUACCGCAUUUAUACUUGCCAAGGUAACUAUGUUUGUGUCAGCUGGGAGGGAGCUUUUUGUUGCUUUUUUUUUUGCAUCGUGUUCGCCUGACAGUGAGGCAAUUUGGACUGCUUUGUCUAGGCAAAUGCCGUCAGUGUGAAACUUUCCUGCGCACAAGUUAAUGUCAGCUGUCCGAGCUGGCGAGCACAGUGUAUUUUGCAAAAAAGCACUAAGAAUGUUUUCUAGUGGUGGUCGGUGAGUACUGCAGGAAAACAGGGCAUGUAGGCACAUCUCCGGCUGUUGUGUUACACCCUUAAAGUGUGAAUAGUGCCUAGGUCGCUCUGCUUGUAUUGUACCAUUCUGAUUGUGCAAAAUGCACCGUCUUUAUGCUAAGGACUGGGCCACAUAACAUCUUUCUCUUUUUUUUUCUUUUUUCAUGUGGGCAUUUGUUGGUGGUGGUUGUCUUGUCUUGGUUCAUGAAUGCAUUGAGAGAAUUACCAUCCCUCUCUUUCUGUGUGACUGUUUUUUUUUUUUGGCACAGUCAAACCUCAUCUUAGUGAACGUUUGAUGCAGAGAUGCGUUCAAGUCACAUCUGACUCGAAAAUACCUUUAUUAUAUUUUGUAUUCGUUAAAAGCGUAUACAGUCAAACGCCUCUAUAAUGAAGUGCUUGGGACCGCCAAAAUUCCUCGUUUACAGGUCACUUCGUUGUAAUGAUUGUGCACUGUACUGCUCACAAUAGAUCCGUCUAAAUACAUUCAACAAGAGAAAACCUUUAUUCAACACGAAUUCAAGAGAGACUUAGUGAAAUAUGUCGCUACUUUUGCGCACACUUUGUCUGGCAAAAUGUGCGACUGCAGCCAACCUCAUUGCAUUGAGGCACACGGCAUGCUUCGCGGCAAAAUGCGGAAACGACGCCAGGCAAAACUGUAGAUUGUCAAAUGAAGCUAUUGCCUUCAUUGUCGUUGAAAUUCUUCGUCUGUUUAGAGGCUGUUCAUCCCUGUUGCCUUUGUUGACAUUCACUUCCUAACCGCCCCAGAAGGCUUUGAAGACUUCGUCGGUCGUCAAUUGCGAUAACACCGUGACGUUGUCAUCAACUGCGAAGUAUUCGUGAACUGUCGCACCCACUGAUGUGUCACAGCAGGCAGCAUACUAGUUGGGCAAUUCGGGAGCAGGACAGCAGGACUGUAACACUCGCCGACAUUGGCACACUCGAUCAUCAAGUGCGUCGCUAGUGCUGCAGUUAUCGCUAAUACAGACUGCAGAUAAGUGGCGUCUGCAGAGGGCAGAGAAUGGGUCACUUGUUAUAAAGCAACAAAUCAGCCGUCGAGGCACCUGGAUUUCUUCAGGAAAAUUCGUUGUAGUGGUCUUCGUUGUAGAGAUGUUCACAGUGCACAUGAAAGAGAAAUUUGGCCGGGACAUAAUCAUUCCUUCGUUAUACUGGUCAUUUUGAUGUGGAAGUGUUCGUUGUAUAGAGACGUUCGACUGUAUUUGUUACGUGCCGAUACUGGCAAGAAAAUGUUUAGAUUUAGUUGGUUGUAUUCGUGUUUGUUAUAGUAGCAGUCUACAACCUCUUUAUGACGAAGUCGCAUCGGACACAAAAAACUUUCAUUACGUAGGCAUUCAUUGCAAACAUAUAUUUGCGACAUACUGAUAACGGCAACAAAUUUUGUUAGAUUUACUUCGUUAUAUCCAAUAAUUCUUUAUAUCCGUGUUCAUUAUAUCGAGAUUUGAUUGUAUAGGAUGACUGCAAGGUUCUGCAACUUGCAGAUCAAUGAUUAUGGGGACUGUUGGCAUUUCCUGUCAAAGAGCAUGUUUCACGUGAAGCAGUAGCUUCUGUGUGGUAAGUUCACUACAAGCUUUGGAGGCAGUAAUGGACAAGGCAAGCUCUAAUGUUGAAGUUGAGAUAGAAUGCUUCUUUUGUAUAACAUUUAUUGUGACAAAGCUCACUUAGCAAGUAAUGUAACAGUACUGUAUACACUCGUGUAAGAACCGCACCCCCAACUUGGCAGCUUAACAUCUGACAAAGAAAAAGGUAAACAAAAAGGCGUAGUUGUUGCUUGUCACCUUUGAUUUUGAGCGUGUGGUCUGUGAUGCCUUCAGACAAUGUUGUAAGAACCUUUGAAGCUCAGACAUAUCUGAUGCCAUAAAUGGCAUGAAAGACAACUAUAUCCUCGAUGUGUGCUGCCGAAUCGAGCCUGAGCAGUGACGACAAUGACAGUGGCUAAGUGCUAGAUUGGCACGUGCCCAGGGACUGAUGUGCAUGCACGAACAAAUAAUACAUUAUGAAAGCAACAGUGUUUGCUCUUUUGCUCUACAGGGAUAACGUGGAUUACACACAGCCGUAAAAAUUUAACCGAAAUGGCCCACCCCUGUGUUUAGGGCUGCGCUGCCUCAAGAUUGUGAAAAAAAAAAAGUGCAGCCCUUACACGAGUGUAUACAGUAGUUGGAGGAUCAUGAGAGAACAUAAGUUUUGUGGUCAGUAUUAUGGGAUGCCUUUAAAUUCGUGGGAAAAUCUUGCGCAACAUAGUGCAGACUUCCUUGCCAUUUGGAAAUAGUCUACCAUGCCAUUGUUUCAUUCUGUAUGUUGCUGAGGUGGUCUCGUGUGGUACUAUCAUCAGUGAACAGUGUUCUUGUCUCAUGUUUGAGGUAUCCUUUACGAUAUUUUUUCUUCCUUUUCAUGGACCAGGGUGAUGGUACCACUGUAUUCUGUGUGCCCAUAAUGCCCAUAAGUUUAGCAAGUGUUUAACUAUUUGACUGGUAGCCACUUAUUGGUGAGUGUCGUUAGCGGCCUCUGGUAUUGCUUCACAGCUACAUGAGAGCAAUGCAACCAGCUUGCUAUCUACACAGGAGUACAAGUCUAGGAUCUUUUUCCUUUUUUUUUUUAGAAUGACCAAGUGACAUUGUGCUUUUUCGUGUGGAGGCUCUUUUUUUUUUUCACUCUCUAUUUGCACCUACACUUUGUACGAAGGGAACAAUGUUAUCAAGUGCCGCAUUUUGCAGCUAGGUGCAUGCUCGUGCAGCUUUUUACACAUUCCAUGUUUUUCGUUUGCAGCCUCGUCGUGUUUUGCUUCAGAUUCUCGCACAACGUUUUGCUAUGCCGCGAGGCGUUUUCUCGCGCUUAGUCCUUCGUUCUUUAAUGUUUUUUAUAAGGUGAGCAGGAGCAUUCCUCUCACAAAAAUAUCCACGCUAGUCUCGUGCGAACAAAGGGUGAGACACAUUCCAUUUGUGCACAAAUGAAAAAAAAAAAAAAAGUUACGAGAAAAACUCUAAUAACGCCCGCAUGCAAAGCUCACGUAGUUCCUGUCGCUGGAACUCCUCUUGUGCCUCACUUCCUUUCUUGAACACCUGGCUGUGGCUGGUCAAUGUCGUGGCCCUUAAUCAGGAAGCUGAAGGGGGUUUAAUAACUCUUCAAAAUGGUUCAGUACGUUGUACCACUUUGUUUGCAGGUAGUGAAAUCUGUCUUCUCAUUUCAACUACAUACUUUCACUCUUGAGCACUUUCUGCAUCUGUGCUCACACUGUCCCGGACAAGCCCACAUGGAAGAGCAAGUAGCACUGCAGAGUUACUCCAGUAGGGGCAAUGCUUUGCAAAACCUGGGCUUGCGUACCAUUGCGUGGACACUGAUAUUGGCAUUUCUGCUCCUAAAACACCAGAAAAGGCAUCUGGUUCGAACCGGCAUAUACCGUAUAUACUCAUGUGAUGGCCCCACGCGUGUAAUGGCCGCACCCAGAACUUUGUAAAAAAAAAUCUUCACAAAAAUGUUUAAAAAUUGCCCAUGUAUAAGCCACACCCCAUUUUUGAGCAGGUUGGCAGUGUUAUCUGUUGUGUGGUGCGAGAAUUCCAAAGUGUUUAUUUUUUUUUAAUGGGUGGCAAAACAAGGCAGCUGUGCCGAGUUUUUGGCGCCUCCAUUUAAACAAAAGCACAGCCUCCAAGAUUUGGUUUCUGCCUCCAAGACAAUGUCGUCGCUGAUCCGUAGGGCUUCACCAUUUAUUCUAGCCGGCAGUUGACGCGCUACAGCAAUAGCCAAGAAUAGCCAGAGCCAGUACAAGCGAGUACUGUAGUUCAAUAAAGGCAAGUACCAUUGAAAAGAUUUGCGAAAAAAAAAAUGCCGCGUUUUCUCCGUGUAAUGGCCGCACUCCCGAUUUUCACCCCAAAUCUCAGAAAAAAAACUGCGGCCAUUACACGAGUGUAUAUGGUAGUAUCAGCCUUUUCAAGAUUGGUAUACUUUCCCACUGUAGAGGGAUCACUGCAUGUAUAAGUAACUGCAAACUUUUCACAGGACCCUUCAGCUUCCUGUUAAGUGUAUUGAGUAGGUGUGGACGCAAAUGCCUACAGCCUCACAAGGUUUGCUUCUUUUUUUUGUCUGAGAGGUCGUGAGGGUAGCCUCUGCUUGGACGGUGGUCGUGGUGAAAACAGCUACGAUCACCCAUCUUCCUGUCUCGUUUGUAGGUUUCUUGGAUGGGCACAAAUGUACAGGUUGUGCUCAAUCGUUGCAGUCUAACAUGCUGCGCUACAUCUGCGCGCUCUAAGUGUCUGUAUGAAUUGCCUUGCAACAAAAUCUACAGCGAGAGAGCGUCGUCGUCAGCAAGUUCCUUCAAAGUGAAAUGAAUACCUGCAUCUUCGUGGCAAGACCGAACAUUUUGUAUUCACUUCCUGUGCCACAAUGUCGUGUGCAAUUUGCACCGGAGAUUUCAUCCCCGCAGUUAUCCUAUUGCCUAUGGACUUGGAGUUAGGCAAGCGGCGAAGGGAGUUAUUUUUUGGCAACACUCUAGGCAACAAGUGUGUUGGUGUCAGGCCUGACUUGCAACUGAGUUUGUGCAGCGUGAAUGGACAGGAUAUAAACAAACACAAAUGACGUAAACGGGGACGUCUUUUGCAACUAACUUUCAAGAAUAGGCCCUCUUUCUUCUAGGGGAGGCUGCCAUGAGAUAAGGCACCAUUUUGGCCUUGCUGUGAGAAGACUCUUCUUGUAACGCUUGACUAGCACUGUGAAAAAGUGGCAUCUUCUAGCACUGCCAUUCUUUUUCACAGCAUUGCCUAAGGUUGGGCGUAGUAGGAACCACUUGUACCUCGCAUCUUGAUGUAUUUUACUAUGCUGGCGUAGUAAUAACCGACGAAACUGAUGACAGCGCACAGUGUCUGAUGACCAUAGCUAGAAGUAUCAAUGUUAUUUGUGGACACUAUCCCAUUCAGUCACUGUGACCACUGCCUCAACACAAAACACAUAUAGCAACACUAUAUAUUUACUGUUGAACGAGCACACUGAUGUGUUGUCCUUUUAUUUAUGGGGACACGUACUGCCGUACAUGGAUGCAUAUCUAUAUUUAUCAUUUUUCAUUGCAUGCAAACCAUAGUGAGACGUAUGGUUCCUGCAGUGGAAUCCAGGCCUACUGCUGUGUUGUAUGUUGUCUGUCCGAUGAAAGUGGCUCAAAAGAAGGAAUUGCUUGUAAGCUUUCUGGCACUUCGAAGUGAUGUGAUGCUGGGGGUCUGCAGUGUGCAUAUCUUGCCUUGUGACAUCAUCAUUUCUUUUUCUUGUGACAUGUGCACAGCUCUUUUCUGGUCAAGCUCUUUUUUCUUCUUUUUAUUUUUCUUUCCUCUUUUUCUUUCUUUGCGGGUGGGGGGGGGGGGGGAGUGGUAAAGUGUUCUAUGAUUGCCGCUACGUUUGGACAAGAAUCCCUCCACAAUGGGGUCAGCUUGCCACGCCUUCUUCAUCGAGGUGUCAUUGUGUAUGAAAUGUGCCUCAAAAAUUCUGUCCUUUCUUUGAUGCCUUCCACGUGCUAGGUUUUAAUGGUACAGUGUUUCCAGAUCAGAUAACUUCACUGUGGUCUUGGGAAGACAGGCCCUUUCUUUGCCAAUAGUUUGUCAAAUUUUUCUUGUGUGGUCUCGUUAGCCUUGAAUGUUGGAGGCCCAUGACAUUUCGAUGGUGUUUGAUGUGAUGUGCGUGUACUUUUGAAUGUCAGCUGUUCAUGGUGUCUACCUAAACUGCAAGGCCAGGUUAAGGUACGAAGGAGUGACUGCUUCAUUUUUCUGAUCGCCAUCUUGAGGGCUGUGUACAACCCUGUUGUCACCAGAGGGGCAACAGGCUGCAGAGCAGGCCAUUUACACGUGAAACUAUUGGAACACCUUUCCCUCUCUUUGUGAACUGUGAAUUCUGCAUAUUUAUAUUGUGUGUGUGUGUGUGUGUGCACGUUUUCUUUUCUACACGAUGCAGCUGUAAAACGCACAUGGCUGAUUUUGGCUGCAGUCAUUGCAUUUUCUUACAUGUUUCGGCCUUUUAUUUUUGUGGCAUGUGUAGUGCAGCUAGCGCAUAUUGCAAGUCAUGUCUGCACAGCAAGCUUAGUGCACAUCAUGCUUUUUCACUUGUUAUACAACUGAUAUGUCGUGCCCCGAGUGAGAAGAUGCAGCACGGAAGAAAACAGCGUUUUGGUGCAUGUCAAACCUGCGCAAAUCUGCAGCGUGCGUCCAGUCAUGUUUGUCAGUCGUCUAGGACUCCCGCAAGAUUUCAAGUCUUGGAACCGGCAUCUUGAAUAUGCAUCGUCCCACUUUGUCUCUGCAGCUGCCUUUUUCUGCACUCUUCAACUUCUGCCGCGACGUGCAUGGUUGAGCAGAUAUACCUAAACUCAGUUCCAGUGAUGCCAGAAUUUGAACGCUUUGUGUCUGGCCGCCUGUCACUGCCGAGAGUUGCCUUUUCUACGUUUCUUUUCCCCGAUUCUUCGUCUGUCAUCUUUCUCGACUCUUCACUGCUGAUGUGACAGCCAAUGUGUCACCAUGCUCCUGCUGUGAGGAGAAGCCACUUCCAUAGUGAAAACACUGCCAGCACUGCUGGAGUUGCAACUUUCCCGCUUCUGUACCAAAUGUUGCUUAAAUACGAGCACCAUAUAUACAUGAACCUUCUGGCCAGGUCAGCAGCUCGUUCACACUCAAAUUUUGCCCGGACUUGGCCUUUCACAGCGCACGCAAUUUAGCACAAUGUUUGGGUGCAAUAGUGACUUCGUUUUAUUCAGCAGUACCAGGUAGACAUCACCUGCAGUGAUGACAAACAAACAAUAAUUUGGAAUUUGCAGAAAUAGAACAGUGGCGUCAUUUCUCACUGUAUUGGCACAACACUACAUGUACUAUGUUUUGUUCUAGAAGUGACAGACUUUGCCAGUUUGUUGCACUGAAAUCAGCACUUGUCCUGCAUCACUGCACAUAAUAUACGCACUCCUGCUUUGCUAUGAAUGAAACACAUGGUUAUUUCACCCAAACAUGAUGCUAAGUGUCAUGUACACUAAAAUGCAAUAAACGGUUGGGUGCAGGCUAGCUGGUUCUUCAGCAUGGAUGCCAAGUUACACAACAUAGUUAUAUGAAGCACACAAGAAGAAAACAUGAAUUACGCAGUACAAUUGGCAUUGGUGUCUAAAAUGCAAUCUCUGUGUGAAAGUUGAGUGCAAAGGAAGCCUGCGAUUUAGCCGAAACAGUCAUGUAUACCUGGCACUCUUAUUAUUGGAACGCUCAGUAUAACUUGAGUGAAGGUUUGCGCGUACUAUUGGCUACAAACAAGGGUUGACAGCCCCACAAUGCUCAAGAUUUCCUUCAAAUUUCUUAACGCUCAAAUGUGUUCCUGCACCAGCUAUUUUCUUCUGACCUAAGGAAUAACAUGAAGUUAUUUGCAUUGUGUUAGUGUUGUGCUGUGGAGAAAGAAACAAAGUAAUUUUUCCUAAAUAAGAAUUCUCUCACUUGUCAAAACUUUGUGGAUCAUGCUAGAUUGACGAUUCGACUGAAGAGCAUACCAAUGCCUCCAUUAGGUUGCUCUGCUCACUGCCUGUUUGUCAGUCUGGUGAGAAGUGCAGGACUGCUUGUCUAUGUGACAGUGUCUUAAAUAGGAGUUUGAACUUCAUUUCGCUCCUCACCACUCUGGAAUUAAAAUGUGAUUGUGUGCCAGAUAAGUUUUUGUCAGUGAGAGAAAAUAGCUCACCUGUCAGUGCCUGAGUCACUUGUGGCUCUGCAUGAUAGAAUUUAUGCCAGAGGCAGUAUAUUGUCAGAUUUGUCCUUACACUUGUCGCCUUGUUUUGAUUAAACAAGAUGAAAUUCAGGUUUAUUGGCUUCUAAAGUAUCAGUGUGCUUACUAUGCUCAUUGCACCUGUGUGGCAAAACUGCCAACAGCAUGCUUCUGGGGCACGUUUGCACUUGUUUGGUACCCAUGGUGUAUUGAAUUGGUCGUUCAUCAAUGUGCCGCCAGGCGUGUCAGAGCAUGUGUUUUUAGUGGGAACAUGUUAGUCUAUAGCUGGUAACAUUUAGAGGUCUGUACAUCAGGGCACUGAGAAUCAUAAUGCACAGAUGCAGGGAUGACUUUUGACGACACGUCUGCUACACUGCCAGCGCAUACUUGCAUUGCGCAUGGCACAAUUUCUGCUGCUGUACCACUCAAUGGGUGCCACUUAGUACGUCAUUUCCAAUUUUCCAGUUGUGUUCCAGCCUGCUACGUUCUCUCGGAAGGAAUUUACGUCUGUCUGUGCAGAUUUUCUGUCAGACAUACAGUGUGUGGUAUCCGGAAGGCAAGUCUAAAAGCUCACCUUGCCAUAGCGCAGGUGUUUCAUCUGAUAUAGCAGAUAAUGCUCCAUCUCUGCAUGUGCAUUCUUGAUUUUCUAAAUGCUCAGUACCUCACAGAGUAGCGGGUACACAUGCCUGCAGCUACCUUGAACUACCCUGCACUCGACAUCAAAGGGGCUGGCUGUAUUUGCUUAUUGAACGCCGACACUAAUGCUUUCCAAAAUGAAAAUGCGCUCUGUGUUCUCAAUUGACAUUUGCUGGCGUGUGCUGGACAGGGCUGUGGACAGUCACUGCUACAAAUUAGUGUUGAGUGCACAGUGUGUUAAACUUUUAAAGGAAACACCAAACUGAGAAUUAAGGCAAUACAACUGCAGCAUUUCUUCAGUUUUGUAUGGAUAAAGUGAUGAUGCGUAAAGCAGGCUUCGAUACGUAAAAAAAUGUGGUCUGCAGGCUUUCGUGCCAUGUCUGAUUGGUAAUCGACGGCAGAAUGCUAAUCCAGGCGUUUCCUUUGAGAGUGGACCAUACUGUACAUAGUAUGUGGCCAAGCCAGUAUUUUCUCCUUUGUGACAUUGUGUUAACCAGCAACCCUAAUGUUUAGUGAACUGCCUUGUCAUCUGGCCAUGUAAGUCUCAUCUGCUGUGCACAGAACUCGAACUAGAUAGGUGAUAGAUAGUGGCAGCCGUAAUGCACACAACGACAUCUUGUGCAGAUCCUUGUUCAAGUUGUGGUGUUUCUUUGACUGACAGAAAACAAUUCAAAGUGUAUACACCUUUCUGGACCACUUGCAUGUUUUGCAUAUGCUCUGCACAAAGUGUAUAAUUCACAUGUUGACCUUGUCUUAGUAGUGAAUGUUGGUAGAGUACUUGCAUGUUUUACUAUGCAUUGAGUACAAGCCUAGUACCCAUGUUGAGCUCAAAUUGCACAUUAAGUGUGCAUUUUCCUCAGUUAAAGCCGGUGUGGGAAAACUCGUUCACAUGCAGUAAGGAAUGCACUGAGAAAAGAGUAAAUAGUGAAAUGUGAUUGAUGUGUCUAGGAUCUUUACAGUUACAUUUUCCCACUGCAUAUAAACUCCCUGGUGGCCAUUGGCAGAGGGAUCACACAAUACCUUGACUGCCUUUUCUGUUAACUCAUUGCAGACAUCCUGUUUCAUACUUUCUGUUGUUUUUUUUUUUUUCUCAAUUGAACAUUCCAAAGUGAACGGUGACAGAGCUUGAGUUUUUUUUUUUUUUGUGGUUUUCAUUAUGUUUUGCCUUUGUAUGCCUUUGAAGCAUCUUGCUGUGGGUGAAUAGGUGACAGAGCUUUGUAAAUCUUUGAGAGACCAUUCACAAGGAGGAGAAACGUAUUUUUGAUACCGCUCUCGAAGGGUGUCGGAAUAUUGUUGAAAGCAGCGUAUGCAACUAUGAGUCUAGCUCACUUUUUUUUAAUACUAUAUAUAUAUUUUUUGCAUGUGUCAUUUCCAACAAAUAUCAGGCUAUGCAGAAAAAGAGAAGAUGCUUGGCACGUGUUCCUGAGACGUAUCUUUGUUUUCUAUUAUGUUUUUGAUGUAAAUCAAAAGUACAAUGGGCUGGAAAUAGAUGGCGCUGGAAGAGUAUGACACUGGAUUGCACAUUAGUGUAUAAGAUUUUUUUCUAUUAUUAUGGCAGGGGCGCAGGAAUGCCAUGUCUCAUGUGCGUAUAUAGUAUAUGCGUUCACAUCCUGUGAGCAAUUGCAGGCAUAUCCCAAUGAUGAAUACCCCGUGCAAAGUUGUCAAGUACAAAUUGCUCUCUCUCCUUCUUCGUAUGAAUAUAAUAGAUAUAUACAUAUAUAUGAAGAUUAUAUAUAUAUAUAUAUAUAUACACACAUAAAUGCAUAUCUAUAUGGUUGUUGAAGUGAGAUAGAAAAUGAAAUUGUCACUAACUGUGCAUGUGUUCGCUAUAAAUGUAUAUAUAUAGAUAUAUAUAGAAUGUCAGGCUGUAUUCUAGGAAAUGGCAAGGGCUAAAUAAAUACUGUCUGUAGA